AAGUUCAAGUUUUGCCUUGUCCCCCUUUUCCAUACAAAUACGAGGAUACUUUCGAAUACAAGGAUGGCCUUUGGCCUUCGUCGUGUUUUUGAGAAGUACUAGUGUCGCUCUCACUUAAAUAUUUUUCAUCCACCGGACCGAACAACAACAAAACUAAACAACAACUCUCCUCUUCAAUCAAACCAUGAUGCGCGGAGCAGGUGGUAGAAGUGGCAGAAAAAUGUCGCAGGAAGAUAACCGCAACUCGAACGUAGCGCUACACAAAAAACCUGCGGCGUUUUCCUCUCGUCUUUCGGCGCCGGUCUUACAACUCUCCGGCUCCUCCUUUGUCGCCAUCUUCGCGCCUGUGUUGCUGCACCACACGACGGCAUUCACGGUUGUGCGCAGACCGGCAGAUGUGCAACACCCGCAGACAACGCACCACCCGAUGAAGGGCGGCAACAGAAACAAACUUGCACGGAAGGCUGCUUCUACUGGUAACAAGAGGAAUAAUGGCGAGGAAGAUAAUUCGGGUCGGAGCGAUGCUCGCGAUGUCGUCAAGACCGCCGUGGAAGCUGGUGAAGCUCAGCUUCUUGCGAGUACACGACCGGAUCGUGUAGUUGGGGGAGAACUUCAUCGACAGGCGCGUAUUGAAGAUUCUACCAGUGAAGGGUGGGGUAGUGCUGCUGGUCCGGAGACCUCCGCAUUACUGCAAGAAACCGCAGAGGCAACGGCUAGUUUGGAAAAAGAAAAAGGACGGCAACAGCAGAAAAAAUCGACGACGAACCAGUUCCCAGAUUUGACGAACUUCAACUUUACCGCCGCGGGCUACGCAACUAUGCUAGGUUUGCACGGUAAUAGCAACGACGUUCAAGUAUCUGACUUUACUGGUACGAGCGCGACAGCAGCCUGCAAGCGCAGCAAGGAUCAACAUCCUGGCAGAAAUCUCGCCCUCGUAGGAGAUAUCAUCCUUGACUUUAACGUGUGGAAUGCAGACAACUCGUGGGAGCAUGGGCAGUCUCACCAUCUCGUCGGAGCUGCGACACCAGAAGAUGGUAGUCCCACCUUGAGCGACGCAGAGCAGUGCGCGGCCGUGUGCGCCGCCUGGCCCAAGUUUUCUGGAAAAACAGGUCAAGCGCCGUCAAGCGUAGACGUCGUUUGCACUGGCUGGACUUUCUUCGGGCGUGGCGAAAACUACGACGAGAAACACCUUCAAUCCGGGUUCGCAAACCCGAAUUACUACAACGCUGGAUACGACCGGCCAGCCGGAAACGCUUGCCGCCUCUUUUCCGGGCUGCUGCAACUGCAUGUAGUGGAUUUUGGUAACAGCCCUGAACAGUUCGGGUUCGACGCAGCGGUUCCGAUCGAGUCAGGCGCACCGUGUCCGAGGGAGGCAGAUGGGAUCAAGAGCCUUGAUUUUACAACAUGCCAGGAGGAGGACUUCGGGUUUUUUCUGGACUGGCCCGCUAACCAUGGCGGAGCAAGCCCGAUCGGAGGUGCUAUGAAAGGGGCGCCCGAGGUACACCAGGGAAAUUACUACGCUGCCGCAGACGGUAACAUGGUCAUCUGCAGCAAUUCUACAAACCCAGAGGACGCGAAAAACCCGAGCUGCCAAAACGAAGAGGGAGUAUUCCAAGAGGGAAUGGUAAAGGUGGAAAUGACCACCGACGCGAACGGCGACAACCAGUUCGCGAACGUGCCGACCCCCGGCGCGAAUUGGGAAUAUCUGCAGAAAGGCCCGGGGAAGGGCUACUUCCUCUGCAUGGCGUGGUGCCGCAUCACGCCCUGGUGCAAGGCCAUGACCGCGGGGCAUGGACCAAAACAUGACUCGGGCCAGUUUCAGGACGUGGAAAUCUGGUGGGACGGUUGCUGGAUGCGCACGGCGGUCGGACGAAAAAACAUCUACCCAGGAGAUUGGGAAAAGGGUGCGGCGGUGCACUCCGCGUUCACGGUCUGCAAGGAAUUGAAGGAACCCGACAGCGACAAUUCCGGAGAGCAGCACGGCACGAACUCCACUGGGUCGCCGCCGAACGGCACCAAUGGAUCAUCCUCCGCUGCAGCGACGGAGGACGCGGACGGCGGUCUGGCGGCCCCGCUGAUUGGCGGCCUCGGGGCCCUGCUGGCAUUGAUCGCGUUGGGCGUGGUUUUGGCGUGCUGCUGCUGCGGCGCCGCGGCCGCGGUGGCCGGCGAGGAAUCGGAGGCGUCGAAGCCGGCGGAGGACCCGAACCUGGAAGCCGUGUUUCUGAUGGACUUCGGCGACGCGGAGAAGGCCUUUCUGUCCGCGGGUCUGACCCCCGCCUACGCUAAGACGCUGGCGGAGCAGGUGAGCUCCCCCCUCGUCGACGACGAAGACGACCUGACGCCGGCGGAGGCGGAGGCGGACGUGUAUGCCAUGUCGGUGUUUGGGUUCGACUUCGCUGGGGACCCCGAGCGCGUGGGCCGGAUGCGGGAAUUUCUCCAGAACCUGGCGCGCGACAAGUACGGGAACGACCACGUGGACGCCCACCUGACCGCCACCACUCCGCAGAUGGUCUCGUUCGGCGAGACCGAGAGCGCCCUGCAGGCGAAGGGCUUCUCCGCCGCUGCGGCCGCAAAGAUUGCCACGCGCCUGCGCCGGAACGCUUCGAAAGAGUUUCAGCAGUCCUCGCUGACCAAGACGCGUAACUUAUCCACCGCACCGCUAGAAAGCCACCGGCUCUUCGGUUCCCCACCGUGUAACUAGAGCAUCUUCCUUCGAAGGGGCAAUUAAGAUUGAUUUUAAGUAGAUAGAAUCAUCAUGCAGGGAACAUAGUCAUGAAUCUGUGUGCUUGAGGAGGCAAGGACGAAGAGCGACCUGAUUCUGGCGUGUCGCUUGUCCUCCUCUCAGUUCGGUUUGUGCAACAAGCGGAGAUAUGGUCAUGAAGACGUUUUGGAUUCUGAUUCUGUUUGUUUGAACAUACGACAUGCAACGUACGAUACCCUGCUGAUGCUACGAUGCAAAUACACGCUAGAGGUGUGUACGAUAGUCGCGAUGUAGCAUGUGCACAACCUCCAUGUAAAUGUUGUUUGAGUUCAAUCAGCUCAAAGAUGAUGAAGAUGCCGUGACUAAUAUGUGUUGGCGAUGUGGGGAACAAGAGAGACGAGGAAGUUUUUCCGUCGGAUAGAAGAUGCAGGCACCGCGGGUGCAGCUUUCCGAGAGUGACAUUGCGGAGCUGGAACUGGAUGGGGCGGAUCUGGAGCUGGUCCGGCAACUGUAUCACAUCAGCGGGGAGGCCGAGCACGCGGACAUGUGGAGCGCAUUUGUGCAAGCGAAGGCGCCCACGGAGAAGAAGAAGCGGAUGUCCAUCGACCUGAGCACCUGGAAGGGCAUGGAUCUGGAUGGCCCAGUCGAGCAAGUGCAGCUGCAGUCCGGCUUCACGCCCCACAUCCCCCCGAAGAAACACAAGGAACGCAAGACGGCGGGGAAAAAAGAAAAGAAGUGAGGAAGAGGACAAUCUAUCAUGUUCGUUUUGUCGUUGUUUUGAAAUUCUGUUUAACUUUUUAUGUUUUUUUUCCGGCUACACGCUUAAGAGCGUGAGCGCGGGCACUAGAAUUUUGAAAAAAAAUUUUGCGUUAACCCCCCAUGGAACUACUUGAAAUCAAAAUUUGUCGGGCUUUUCGAUGGAACGGCACGUCCAGAAAUUUCGCACUGCUCCGAAAUAAGUGCAGCUUUUCGAUUACAUCAGGCCGAUAAUUGUACUAGGUUUUUACCAGUUCAUCUACAGCAGCAGCGAUAUUACCCUGGGCGAUGCCGGUCACCUUUAAAAUUUGCAGGCAAAAUAAAGUUUCUUGAUAUAAUCCCCUUCGACGACCCCAAAUUAAUACUACAGGAUUUGGCAAAUGACCGUGUCAGUUUUAUGAUGUACACUCCCCUUCGUCCUCCGAUGUUGUGCAUCAAAAAAGGUUUGUGC
Molecule: messenger RNA, 3908 nt
Organism: Amoebophrya sp. A120
Lineage: Eukaryota; Dinophyceae; Syndiniales; Amoebophryaceae
Source: the annotation of a GenBank genome assembly